Molecule: messenger RNA, 2876 nt
Organism: Trichomycterus rosablanca
Lineage: Eukaryota; Metazoa; Chordata; Actinopteri; Siluriformes; Trichomycteridae
Gene: mmaa
Product: metabolism of cobalamin associated A
Exons: 7
Coding region: 215-1408 (397 amino acids)
Cellular component (GO): cytoplasm
Molecular function (GO): GTP binding; GTPase activity
Source: RefSeq, a predicted model, not a curated record
UGUACACCAUGAAUAAACUAGGGGUCUUAUCUAGCCUACAUAGUGCACUAGCAUAAUAGUAAAAUGCAUUGUUUGAAAUACGGCCACUAUAAACAGGAGUAGAGAAGUUUAUGAGGUUCUGUAUUUUUGUGUCAUUUUAUCGCUAAAAUAAUGUGAUGAUUAUUUGUUGUCAGUGAAAGAUUUGAUAAUAAACAGGACCGUGAUCAGACCACAAAUGGCUCCUUUAGGCAUCCUUCCUCUUCAGCGCAUGACAACUUUUAGUAAAUGUUCCUCCCAAAUCCUCCAAAGGACCAGACCAGAGGUGCGACGUGGUUCUGUUUGCGUCCUGUCCCACUGGAGAAGCGUCUCUGCGAAGCAGGCUUUAAGCCACCACGUGCAGGAUUUAACAGACAGAGAGAGGACUGUACUCGACCGGCUCUACGAUGGCCUGGUCAGGGGUCAGAGGUCAUCACUGGCAGAGUGUAUAACGUUGGUGGAGACGCAGCAUCCGCGGAAAAAGGAACUGGCCCAGGUGCUGCUGCAGAGGGUUCUGGCAUUUCGGCAGGAGCGAGAAAGGAUCAGAAGGGAGAAACCGCUGGCGUUCAGAGUGGGUCUGUCCGGUCCCCCUGGUGCUGGGAAAUCCUCCUUCAUAGAGGUGCUGGGCAAAAUGCUGACUGGACGAGGCCACAAAGUCUCAGUGCUGGCGGUGGAUCCAUCUUCCUGCACUACAGGAGGAUCUUUGAUGGGGGAUAAAACACGAAUGACAGAACUCUCACGAGACAUGAAUGCCUUUAUCCGCCCCUCCCCAUCCUCAGGUACACUCGGUGGAGUGACGAGAACCACCAAUGAAGCCAUCGUCCUGUGUGAGGGUGCGGGAUAUGACACCGUCCUAGUGGAGACAGUGGGUGUUGGACAGUCUGAAUUUGCUGUGGCUGAUAUGGUGGAUCUUUUUGUUUUGCUGAUUCCACCAGCAGGGGGCGACGAGCUGCAGGGAAUCAAGAGAGGGAUUAUUGAGAAGGCCGACCUGGUGGUGGUGACAAAGUCAGACGGUGAUUUGGUGGCUCCAGCUCGUAGAAUUCAGGCGGAGUACAUAAGCGCUUUAAAACUGCUGAGAAACAAAUCCAAAACCUGGAAACCUAAGGUGGUGCGGGUUUCCUCUCAGACGGGGCAGGGUGUUCCUGAGCUGUGGGACGUCAUGCUGCAGUUUCGGGAUGCCAUGUUAUCCAGCGGUGAGCUGCAGUUCCGCAGAUCUGAGCAGCAGAAGGUCUGGCUUUGGAAUCUGAUCCAGGAAAACGCACUUCGCCAUUUUCAGGAACAUCCGGCAGUGCGGGAGACGCUGCCCGAAAUGGAACGGCAGGUGAUGCAGGGUGAUGUCUCGCCCGGACUGGCAGCAGAUCUGCUUCUCAGAGCUUUCAGGAACACCCAGUAACACAAGGUCCACAAGUUCAUGCAAACAUCUGUCUGAGGAACUGGGAAAUGUGGAAUUAUGCUGCUCAUUUUUAAAGGUUUUGGACAAUAGGCCUUUGUCAGGACUAACAACAGUUAUUUGUGGAACACAGAAAAUCUGUAAUAUAAAUGGUAAAUAUUUUAGUAUUUUGUGUGCUUGGGUAUUGGUAUUGGUGCAGGUCUGCAAUCUUCUGCACUGUUAAAGAAAUUCUCUUAUAUGUCUGAUGCAGAAAAUGUGAAGUGCUAAAACUAAAGAAUGUGCAUUAAAACGGUUCUAAAAUUUAAUAAGGUCAUAAUCUGCACGAGUUUUAAUGCCAUGUUAUCCAGCGGUGAGCUGCAGUUUCGCAGAUCUGAGCAGCAGAAGGUCUGGCUUUGGAAUCGGAUCCAGGAAAACGCACUUCGGCAUUUUCAGGAAUAUCGGGCAGUUUGGGAGACGCUGCCCGAAAUGGAACGGCAGGUGAUGCAGGGUGAUGUCUCGCCCGGACUGGCAGCAGAUCUGGUUCUCAGAGCUUUCAGGAACACCCAGUAACACAAGGUCCACAAGUUCAUGCAAACAUCUGUCUGAGAAACUGGGAAUCAUUCUGCUAUAUGGAAAAGUUUAAUGUUUUGGACUGACAGUAGGCCCUUUUCAGGGCUAACAACCGUUAUUUGGGGCAUACAGAAAAUCUAUAAUAUAAAUGUUAAAUAUUUUAAUUUUUUGUGUGACUGGGUAUUGGUGCAGGUCUGCAAUUUUCUGCACUGUUGAAGGAAUUCUCUUCUCUUAUACAUCUGAUGCAGAAAAUGUGAAGUGCUACAACUGAAGAACGUGCAUUAAAACGGUACUAAAAUUUAAUGAGGUCAUAAUCCGCACAAGUUUUAAAGCCCUCUUGGAGGAACAUUCAUAGUUUACAUUUACAUUUUCGGCAUUUAGCAGACGCCUUUAUCCAAAGCGACUUACAAUAUACAGUCUUUAAGGACCUUGCUCAAGGACCCAACAGCAGUAACCUGGCAGUGGUGAGGCUUGAACCAACAACUUCAAACCAUGUGCAUUUCAACUCUGAAUAGCUGAAUAACUAAAUGGCAUAGACAUUCCGGUGACACAGGGGUCUACUACACUAGCCCACGACCGCUGAGAUCCGGGUUCGAAUGUAAGCAGGUGCUAUUUGCCAGCCGGGUACCUACACAGACAGGAUUGGCUCUGUGCGAGAAAUGAAGACAGGCUGUCCUGGGUGUUUUCCUGCCUUGUAUGCGUGUUUUCGGGAGAAACCAGCCCACCGUGACCCUGGCGGUGGUAGGUGGUAGAAAAUUAAAAAUGACUGAAUAGCAAAUAUAAUCAAAGUUAAAUUUAAACACUGAUGGUUAAAUGAAAUGUUUUAUUUAUUUCAGUGAAAAUAAGGUAAGAAUUCCACUGUGUAAAAGAAGUUUCAUGCUUAAUUACUGUUUAUUUGCUUAAUUAAACAUAUUGGAAGAAA